Messenger RNA from Symbiodinium natans, 1701 nucleotides. The record is from the annotation of a GenBank genome assembly. NCBI's taxonomy places the organism in Eukaryota, Dinophyceae, Suessiales, Symbiodiniaceae.
AUGUGCGGUAUUCUGGCAGGCAUCUCUUGCGAUGGCAGCGACAUAUGCCAGGAGUCUAAGCAAAGGAUCCUGCAGAUGCUCGAGAAGAUGACGCACAGGGGUCCUGAUGAAUCAGGUGUUCACCUAGGUGGAAGAUUCUGGUUGGGACACACUCGACUAUCGAUUGUGUCGCCCUCGCAUGGCCACCAACCCAUUACUGACCAUGAUGAGUCGACAUAUGUUUGUGUCAACGGCGAGAUCUACAACCACCUUGAUCUCCGGGCCGAGGUUGGAGUUCUUGAUAGUCAGCGCACAACUGACUCAGAUUCAGAGAUUGUCAUUCAUGGAUACAAGAAGUUUGGCAAUGACAUCUGCGAAAAAUUGCUGGGAAUGUUUGCUUUCGUCCUUAUUUCGCAGCAGGGUGAAGAUUUGAAAGUUCUCGCAUGCCGCGACAAAAUUGGCAUCAAACCAUUAUACCUUGGAAAAUCCAAAGAUGGCCGUGAGUAUCUUCUCUCCUCUGAGUUGAAAGGCAUUGUGAACGAAUGCCGGCCGGAGGAUCUACAGCUCGUUCCUGCUGGGCAUUACUGGACUCCUGAGACUGGCUUGAUCAAGUACUACAAUCCGGCCUGGGAUACAGACUCCUUUCUGGACGAUGCAUUGAAAAACAGAAUUCCAGCUGUACCUGCCAGGUAUGCCACUGUCGAGGAAUGUAAAGCUGCUUUGGAGGAAGCAGUGAUUCGUCGUUGCAUGGCAGAUGUUGAGAUCGGAUUGUUGUUGUCCGGUGGCCUGGAUAGUUCCAUCAUUGGGGCCAUUAUGCAUGAGCCCCGUGUCAAAGCCCACCUCAAAGCCACAGGCACGAUUAAAUCGUUCGCCGUGGGACAAGAGGGCUCUCCAGACAUUUUGGCAGCACGGGUUGUGUCGAAGUACCUGGGCACGGAGCACUACGAAGCGCUCUUUACACCUGAGAUGGUUUUCCCCCUGUUGGAGAAGAUUGUUUAUCACAUGGAGACGUACGAGCCUGAGCUGAUUCGUUCUUGCAUCCCCAAUUAUCUCCUUGCGCAGAAGGCAGCAGAACAUGUCAAGGUUGUGCUGACCGGAGAGGGCAGCGAUGAACUUUGGUCCGGAUACUUGUACUACGGAGAUUGCAGCGAUGAGACAAUGCUGCAGGAGGAGAACCGCCGAAUCCUGAAAGCAGUUCAGUUCGUGAAUUUGCAACGGGCUGACCGAAUGUCAAUGGCACACUCAUUGGAGGCUCGAGUACCUUUCUUCGAUGUGAACUACAUUGCAACGGCCAUGCGCGUGGACCCAAAAGAGAAGCUCAUCACCUCCGACAGAUGUGAAAAGUGGCUCUUGAGGACCAUGUACCAGGAUGUUCUGGCCAAGGAGGUGGUGUGGAGAACGAAGGCCAUGCAGUGUGAGGGUGUUGGCAUGACUUGGGUGCAAAUCCUUCAAGCACAUAUCUCUGAGCUAGUGUCGGAUGCGGACUUUCAACAUGCCGCAGCAACCUUUCCUUUGAAUCCUCCUCAAAGCAAGGAGGAGUAUUACUACCGUGCCAUCUUUGAAAAAUACUAUCCAGGUUGUGAGAAAUUUGUUCACGUUUGGCCCGGGGGAUGCCGCGCGGCUGGAGCACCCUGGAAGAAUGACAAGUACACGAGGCAUGGGCUCGUGGACGUAAACGUGCUUAAAAAGGGGCACGGAUGUGCAGGCUAUAUUUCUGCCUAG